AUGGAGCAGGACCCGACAACGUUUAUGCAGGAGAUGAGAAGAAGAAUGGAGGCAAUGCAAGCAGAGAUUGAAACCCUUAGGGGCGAGCAUGAUGCGGCUAGAGGGGCGCAAGCUAAUCGACAAUCUUCCGCACGCGCUGCAACACCACCUAUCGUAGAAAUGUCGGAAACGGAGCCGGACUCGGAAGAAGACACAGAUCCUGUCGGUGACAGUCAUCACCAAGAUGAGGGUCAGGCCCGCCAUCAAGGGGAGGAUCAUAGCGAGGCCGACUCGCGUCGGACCACAAAUCGUCCGGUCCCAGCCGGCCGAGCGAGAACACUUCAUCCGUUCACAACGGCGGUCAUGGAGGAACAAAUUCCAGAGAGAGCAUUCCCAGUCCUGGAGAAGUAUGAUGGAUCAGGUGAUCCGGAGGAGCACUUGAGGUCCUUCGUUAACGCUAUGACCAUCUACUCCCCCAAUGAAAAUGUAUGGUGCAAAGUUUUUUCCUUAUCAAUAAAGGGAGAAACAUUAGCAUGGUUCCAUUCACUUAGACCCCGAACCAUCAACGAUUUCGCUACCUUGAGGGACAUGUUUGAACGACAGUUCUCUACUAGUAAAGCUCGAAAUUUGACGUACAUGGAGUUGACGAACAUUAAGCAAGAGAAGGGAGAAAGCCUUAGAAAUUUCAUGGACCGGUUCAAUAAGACCGCUCGACAAGUAAGGGGAGUAGGCAAGAAAUUUACAAUUAGCACUUUGGCCACCACGUUGAGGCCUUCCCCUUUCGCCGAUAAUCUGUUUGGAGAACCCCCAUUAACCCUGGAUGAGUUGCAAGAAAGAGCAGUAAGGUUCAUCAGAAUAGAGGAGAUGCAGGCUGUUCAGAGGCGACAACAGGAGAAGAGCUCAACUUCAGAGCAAGAAAAGAAGGAAGGGAAGAAGUUGUUCGUGCCUGGCGAACGGCCAAAAGGCCAGAAAUACAUAGAUGGUCCAAAAGGGGCUAGAUUCGAAAAGUAUACCCCGUUAAACAUGCCAAGGGCUAGAGUCUUGGAAGAAGCCCUAAGUGCUGAUCUUAUCCGUUUAAGACCUUCUCGGUCAUCACCCAAGGCCGACGGGACUAAACAUUGUACCUAUCAUCUAAACAUAGGACAUACCACCGAAGACUGCACUGUGUUGAGAGAUAAGGUGAAGGAGUUGAUUCGAGCAGGUCAUCUGAGAAAGUUUGUGAAGGAGGACCAGAGGACGAGAAGUCCACCGAGGAGGACUAGGAUGGAACGAAGUGAUAGAAGAGAUGAUAGACGCCCGGAUUGCAGGCGAAGUAGAAGUCGUAGCCAUGACCGAUCAUUACGCGACACAAUAAACACUAUUUCUGGAGGUUUUGUUGGAGAGUCAUCGGCGUCAGCAAGGAAGAGAAACCUGAGGGAGUUAAACCUGAGGGAGUUAAAGAGUGUUCACUGA
Vigna angularis (adzuki bean) is the source of this 1431-nucleotide messenger RNA. RefSeq lists its product as uncharacterized. NCBI's taxonomy places the organism in Eukaryota, Viridiplantae, Streptophyta, Magnoliopsida, Fabales, Fabaceae. The transcript has a single exon. The coding region runs from base 1 to 1431 and encodes 476 amino acids. The record is from RefSeq and is a predicted model, not a curated record.